AUGGCGUCCCCGAGAGCCACUGUGGUCGUGCCUCUGUACAUCUGGCCAACUAGCUCAGCUUCUUGGGAACCACUCUACGAAUCCAUUUCCACUCAUCCCACAGUCGACUUCCUGGUAGUCGUAAACCCUGACAGUGGUCCUGGGGGUGAGCCAUUGCCAGGACACGACUACGAGCGCGAACUGCCCAAACUAAACGCUGCUGCAAACGUCUGUACUAUUGGAUAUGUACGAAUCGACUACUGUCGGAAGCCUUUGCAUGAGACGUGUGAGGAGAUUGAUCGAUUUGCUGGAUGGGCAAAGGACCGGGGUGACAAGCCGAAUCUUGCCAUGCAUGGGAUUUAUGUCGAUGAGACACCGAACCAUUAUUCUGCCGGCAGGGCACUUUAUCUCGAGGCCCUGCAUAAGCAUAUCAAAUCUCGCGAGGGGCUGCUUGGUCAACGAUUGGUGCGUCUCAUAUUUCACAAUCCUGGGACACCUCCUGACUCUGAACUUGCGAGCCCAGCCAUUGUGGACGUGAUUAUUACUUGUGAAGAGCCGUACCAACGCUAUAGUGGCGAACAGGUCCAAACUAGGCUUCGUGAGUACUUUGUCGACAGGACACGUUCCGGGUAUCAAAUUUCUGACGUAUCACGAAACGUGAUUCGCAAAGUAGUUGGAGAAUUGCGCCACAAAGGAGCAUAUAUCUUCGCCACUAGUUUGGUCGAAGACUUUUACGAGAGUUUCGGAGAAUGCUGGAGAGAAUUUGUGUCAGCUAUGGAUACUAUUGAAAACUGGUAA
Molecule: messenger RNA, 777 nt
Organism: Dothidotthia symphoricarpi CBS 119687
Lineage: Eukaryota; Fungi; Ascomycota; Dothideomycetes; Pleosporales; Dothidotthiaceae
Product: cell surface protein
Exons: 3
Coding region: 1-777 (258 amino acids)
Source: RefSeq, a predicted model, not a curated record